AUGAGCGAAGGUAAUGUAUUGCGAGAAAAUCUCAUCAUUGCAACCACUUCCAAAGAAGGUCAUGCAAACAGUGAAGCAGAUAGCGGUGGUGAAAUGGAUUAUGUAGAAGAUGAUAUCGCACUGGAUCCUAAACAUUUGAAUCGCGUACAUGAAGAGCUGGAAAAGUUAAACAUUGCAACUGAUGUUAUCAACAAACUGGAAAUGCAGUUAGAUGCGGCUAGAACAAAAUUUAGGGAAAUACAAACAACAUGGUCUCAGAAGCUAAAUGAUCUGAGUAAAAAAUAUGGAUCAGCAAUUGCGAAGGGACGUCCGUACUAUGAGGCGAAAUUAGAGGAACGGCGUUUAAGGGAAGAGGCUCAAAAUGCAGCAAUUCGUUUCGAACGUGCGAACUCGAUGCAUGCAGUCGCCAAACAGCAGGUCAAAUUAACCCAAGACAGCCUAAAUCGACAAAAAACAAUUGAGCCGGAAUGCUUAGAGGUGCUUAAUCAUCAUAUACAGCGAGUAAAUGAAGCAGAAAAAGAACGUAUAGCUGCUGAGGAAGCUCACCGUGCUAUAUCAGUAAAAAUGGCAGAAUGUUCAGCACGGAUUGCAACAAUGCAGAAAGAGAAUGGCCGUGCGAUUAAAAAGAGUCGUCACUAUUUUGAACAGCGUGUUCAGUUUGCAAAGGUCCUGGAAAAUCAGAAACGUUUUAUACUGGAAUUGGAGACCGAGGUACGUCAAAAGAAGUUUGAUUAUACAACUUCAUUAAGGAAUUUGGAACAAAUAUCUGAUUCCAUACAUGAAGAACGAAGUCUUUCUGGUAUGAGGCGUGAAGCUGGCAACAGUUCUCCAGGAAGUUUCACUGGAGAAGGGGUAAAGACAAGGAAGAAAAAUAGGAAGACAGAAUUAGAUAAAGAACAGGAGAGAAGAAGGGAAGAUCAUUGUGAGGCAGUGAAAGGCAUAAAGUCGAAGCUUGACGAAAUAACAUCUCUGGAAUGUGAUAAGACUAUAGAUCCAUCAAUAUUUGAUGAAGAGCCUACAACGUCAGCGUCAGAAGGACGGGAGUCUCGGUCUGGAAAUCUAGGUUCAGGUGUUAUCUUGCUUGCUCAGCAUCUUAUUGGGAACUGCGAUAAGAAAAAGGAAGCGAAAGAUUUUAUCAUAAGUUCGGAGCUCUCGGAUUUCCGAUAUCGAACUGAACUUCCUGAUGGAGUUGGAGUUUCUGGUACUCUUAGCUCGCCUGAAGCUAGUGAUAGCGAAAGCUCUUUAGCUAGUAGUCGGACUGGUGCAACAAACACUACUGAAAACCUCUCUGAAAUGUUACGUAGUCACUCAAUGCUCAUUGAGGAUAUUGAUGAGUGCACUCAACGGACUGAAUCCCUGUUGCGGAGUAUCAGCGAUGUUGAACGGGAGAGCAGUAGUGGUGAUAGUUUCCUAUACUAA
Enterobius vermicularis (human pinworm) is the source of this 1419-nucleotide messenger RNA. The record is from the annotation of a GenBank genome assembly. Lineage: Eukaryota; Metazoa; Nematoda; Chromadorea; Rhabditida; Oxyuridae.